Molecule: messenger RNA, 1848 nt
Organism: Closterium sp. Naga37s-1
Lineage: Eukaryota; Viridiplantae; Streptophyta; Zygnematophyceae; Desmidiales; Closteriaceae
Source: the annotation of a GenBank genome assembly
AUGUUAGGUCGCGGCGGCGGGACGGGCAGGGGGCGACGAGCUGUCGCGGCGGCGGGACGGGCAGACGGCGCCGAAGCAGGCGCGGCGGCGGGAAGGGGAGGCGGCGACGUGACGUCGCGACGGAGGGACGGGCAGGCGGCGACGAGGCGUCGCGGCGGCGGGAUGCGCAGGCGGCGCCGAAGCAGGCGCGGCGGCGGGAACGCGGCGACGAGACGUCGCGGCGGAGGGACGGGCAGGCGGCGACGAGGUGUCGCGGUGGCAGGAUGCGCAGGCGGCGCCGUAGCAGGCGCGGCGGCGGGAACGCGGCGACGAGACGUCGCGGCGGAGGGACGGGCAGGCGGCGACGAGGCGUCGCGGCGGCAGGAUGCGCAGGCGGCGCCGAAGCAGGCGCGGCGGCGGGAACGCGGCGACGAGACGUCGCGGCGGAGGGACGGGCAGGCGGCGACGAGGCGUCGCGGCGGCAGGAUGCGCAGGCGGCGCCGUAGCAGGCGCGGCGGCGGGAAGGGGAGGCGGCGACGUGACGUCGCGGCGGAGGGACGGGCAGCGGGCAGGCGGCGACGAGGCGUCGCGGCGGCAGGAUGCGCAGGCGGCGCCGAAUCAGGCGCGGCGGCGAGAAGGGGAGGCGGCGACAGGGGGUCGCGGCGGGGGGGAGGAGGGGACAGCGGCGUUGCGCUCGCGGCGGUGGAAUCCGCAGGCGAGGAAGGCGUAAUCGCGGCGGGAGGGGGGGGGAACGGCGGCGACGGCGUAGCCCCUUCCUCCCGCAAGGCCCGUCGCAAACCAGCAGUAGCCCCACCUCCCUCGCCCCCACCACCCUCACUGGAUCUGGCGCUGAUAACCGCCUACCAGCUGCUAUGCAAGGCCUACGUACGGGUGAGCGGGGUGCAAGGCCUAUGUGCCGAUGAGUGGGGUAUGUGGGCAGUUAAGGGCGUGAGGCAGCGAUUGAAAUGCAUGUGUGCUGUCUCGCCCCCGGCCUCUGCCCUUCCUCCCACCCUCCUCCAUCACCUUGCUGCUCUUCAACUCUUCCCAUUGCCCACUCACCCUCUUGAAUCUCCCCAAUCCCCCCCCCACUCGCUCCCCAUUCCCCAUCGCCCCGCUCCUCCACCCCUCUCCCUACUCAUCUCACCGCCCCCACAGCUACUGGCUGCGUUCGUCUUAGACAGCAAGCUGCCGCACCACCCCUCUCCCUUCAACUCCGACCGUCAGGUGUGUCUUCAACUCCGACCGCCAGUGACCUCCCCUGCGCCCGCCCACCAGCACUACAAGAAGCGCUAUGCAGUGCUUAAGAGGGUGCACCUGCCAUCUCUUGCCUGUUGUUUCCCCUUCACCUCCCACAAACACCCCAGCGCCCCUCCCCCUCACACCCCUCCUUGUACGCCCGCCCACCAGCGCUACCAGCAGCGCUAUGCGGUGCUCAAGAGGGUGCAGCUGCCCGAGCCGCUCUCCUACGCCGCCUUCCAACGUGCCGUACCAGAGCUCGACCAAAUGCUGCUUGGUUUCGUCCGCACCACCGUCACCAACCUGCCCACCAUUCACUCCAUUCUCUCCCCACUGCCACCCACCUGCCCUCCCGUCCAUACAGAGCUCUACCAGAUGUCGCUCGACUUCUUCCGCACCACCGCCACCAACCUGCCCACCAUCCAUGCACUCGCAGCCACAGCCGCGCCUGGAGGCACGGCGGGAGCGAGUGAGGCAGUGGAGGGGGAGGUGCAGCAGCUGGAGCGUGUGUGUGCCAGCAACGCCACGGCGCUCUUUGUGGCUCACAGGGCGGGGGAAGGGUCGGUGCUCAAGGCGUCUUUUGAGUUCGCCGCACAUCCUUUCUUCCCUGUAGUCACUCUCAAGCGUGCUUAG